AUGGCCUCGUCCAAAGAAAUGCAGCAAAGCUCGCGGCCAUUGACUCAUCGACCCUCCCUCUCGUCGACACCGACCGGAUCGGGCCUGCCAACCAGGCAAUCGCACGCUCGAACGGGCUCGCAAUCUCUCCUCCUCGGACCCGGUCCUCUACACUCGAACAACCGCGUUACACGUCGAAAGUCUAUGAAUAAUGGCACUACGAACGUAGCGGCUAUCACGGCCGCCAUCAAGGACGUCGGGGACAUGUCUUCCUCGCUCCCGAGCAGCGGCUUUACCCGACGUCAUACUGUGUCCAAGGGCCCGAUCGGGAGAACCUCGCAGACCAGUUUGCUUACGAGCAGAUUGAUGGCAGACCGAAACGGGGACAUUCCCGAGCACGCCAUCGACGACGAUCCAGCUGACACGUCGGCGGAGCAGGCGACCUCUCCAGGCGCGUCUUCGGCUCAGAAAUCUCGAACUAGACGUGCGAGCGAAGGCCAGCCGCUUGGCAAGGAGGGCAGAAGGAGCAACCGCGUAGAGCUCCGUUGCGAGAAAUGUGGAAAGGGUUACAAACAUAGCAGUUGCUUGACCAAACACUUGUGGGAGCAUACUCCAGAAUGGUCGUAUACUUCCAAGCUACUCAUCUCGAAGCACCAGCAAGUGCAGCUCCUUGAGGCGGCGAGCGUUCUCGUCGCAAUGAACAACGCUCCCAAGGAAGAAUCCGCCCCCACCAUCGUAAACGUCUCGACACCCCCCGAUUCGGCGAGAGGCUUCCCUAGCGAUAACGAAUCGGCUUCGCCCGCCGCGUCUGGGUACUCGGAGCUAAACGACCGGCAAAGCUCCGCCGACACUACCCCGCCGCCUCAACAAGAGAUUUUCGGUCGAAACAUUCCUGGAUACCGUCACCUCUCGAAGAGGUACAGCAACGGCGGAUUCUCGCGAUCCUACCAAUCAACGCCGAUAUCUGGAAUCGCCGGCAGCGCGCCCAAUGGACCAUUCGGAGGCUUCGGACAUGUACGCCAACAGAGCCAAGACCGCCGCCCUCCUUCAUCAGGACGAAACGCGACCGGGCAGGAGGAUCGUGAGUUGGCUGCAGCCGUCGAGCUUCUCAGCUGCAGCUUCGGAAGUAACACCGGCCGGACGGUCACUCUGCCUCUGGACGCACCUCCCGUGCCACCACUCCCUGCGCAAUACCUAGAUCAGGCCGCAUCGUUGUCGAGCGCUGGAUUCCUCAACAGCUUCCCCAGCAGGCAGCCCGAGAGCUUCACUCGUGGCGAGCUGCGCAGCGUUGAUGUCAAGAUGGAGGAUAGCGCGGACAGCGAUAUGGCGGAUGACGACGAGGACAUGCAAUUGCGGUCCAGGAGCGACGAGGACGACGACGGCGUCUUUGGCAGGAUGGUUAUCUGA
Messenger RNA from Scedosporium apiospermum, 1386 nucleotides. RefSeq lists its product as uncharacterized. The coding region runs from base 1 to 1386 and encodes 461 amino acids. The record is from RefSeq and is a predicted model, not a curated record. The transcript is spliced from 3 exons. NCBI's taxonomy places the organism in Eukaryota, Fungi, Ascomycota, Sordariomycetes, Microascales, Microascaceae.